AUGGCAUCUGAUGAAGCACUUAUCAUUAAAGUUUGCCUUUACAAAGAAAUCAAUGCGGUGAUAAAGGAACUUCCAAAUCCUGUCUACCUUUUCCAAGGUAUAGUUUUAAGAAGAGGUGCUAAAGGAACUGGCAUGAAGUCCAUAGAACUGGCCCUUUCCAUGUGUGAUAUUGUUGACAUGUAUGGUUUUACAGUUGAUCCUGGGUACACAGAAUGGACACGGUAUUUCACAGGCCCUAGGAAAGGACAUAAUCCACUGCAAGGCCGAGCUUAUUAUCAACUUCUGGAAUGCCUUGGGGUCAUUCGUAUCCAUUCUCCCAUGAGAGCACAAAGGGUGGAAGAUUGGUCAGACAUACCAAGCAAAGAAGAGAUCAGAAGGGCACACGCUGCAGCUUUUCAUCUAAAAAAGCAUGAAGCUGACCAGCCAGCUGAGCUGGGGCCAUUUAGCAAUUGCAAGGUGUGGGGAACAGUUGACCCUGACUAUGGACCGGUAUCAGGCACUUCAGAUAUGAAUGAGACACGCAAGAAUUCAAACUACAGCAAGUGGGAGUUGCUUCCACUUGAGAAGCUGAGAAGAGAAGCUCAGGAACACCAUAUCCAAAUGGGUGGCGUGUCUCUAUACAAGAUGGAUGGAAACAAGUUGGAUGAUCUUGUCUGUGUGAGGCACCAGCGCUCAUCAAGUUAA
Molecule: messenger RNA, 684 nt
Organism: Miscanthus lutarioriparius
Lineage: Eukaryota; Viridiplantae; Streptophyta; Magnoliopsida; Poales; Poaceae
Source: the annotation of a GenBank genome assembly